Pygoscelis adeliae (Adelie penguin) is the source of this 3510-nucleotide messenger RNA. RefSeq names its product sorting nexin 3 (gene SNX3). The transcript is spliced from 4 exons. Bases 1 to 339 code for a protein of 112 amino acids. NCBI's taxonomy places the organism in Eukaryota, Metazoa, Chordata, Aves, Sphenisciformes, Spheniscidae. The record is from RefSeq and is a predicted model, not a curated record. Gene Ontology annotation, biological process: endocytic recycling; late endosome to Golgi transport. Gene Ontology annotation, cellular component: early endosome membrane; retromer complex. Gene Ontology annotation, molecular function: phosphatidylinositol-3-phosphate binding.
AUGUUGUAUCAGACAAAUCUACCUAUCUUCAAAUUGAAAGAAUCUACAGUCAGAAGAAGAUACAGUGACUUUGAAUGGCUAAGGAAUGAACUAGAAAGAGAAAGCAAGGUUGUGGUACCACCUCUACCAGGAAAAGCUCUUCUCCGUCAGCUCCCUUUCCGAGGAGAUGAUGGCAUAUUUGAUGAUUCCUUUAUAGAGGAAAGGAAGCAGGCUCUUGAACAAUUCAUAAACAAGGUUGCAGGCCACCCACUGGCACAGAACGAGCGCUGUCUUCACAUGUUCUUACAAGAUGAAGUAAUAGACAAAAACUACACACCAUCCAAAAUAAGACAUACUUGAGUUCUGAAACCAUCUUCUCAAACAUUAGUGGUUCUUAUGCUUGGUUCUAAGAGGUUGUAGUUUGUCUUAGCAUGCUGAGGAUAAACAGGCACGAAGUCUCCACUAACAUCAGUACACUGCUUGGUCUUUGCAUAUGCUUUAUAGCAUUAAAGAACUCACUUGUCUUCUAGCUAAAUCCCUCUGAAUCCUUGAUUUAAGAGUAUUAUACUAUGAGACUAUCCACCCCUUGCAAUGUCUCACAAACCUUUCCACUCUUAUUUGCAAUGACUUAAUAAUGUUUACUGACUUGGCCUUACUUGAACUUGCACAAUUGUAGUGUCACGUGUUCACUUGUAUUUGACUAAACUGCUAUGCUGUUUCUGAGGUAGUCAUCUGUCUGAACUUCUGUAGAAAGACUGCUUUAUUUCUGAUACCCUGUGCGAGAAACACUUAUGCAAUUGUCUUCAAGCUUGUAAAACACUUUAUACUGAAGUAAUGAGGGAAUUAUCUUUAUAUUCUGUAAGAGGAAAAAAUCAAAUUUAUAUACUAAAGUUUUGAAAUAAAAGUGAAAAUGCACUUCAAAUGUUUUGUCACUCUUGACCUUGAGUGUGGGGUAUCUCAUGCUUUCUGAGAAGCAGGGACUUGACUAUACUAAGUGAACUGGUGUUUCAGCCUUGCUGUGAUGCUCUUCUGCAGUGUAGUCUUGUGUUACUAACAGCCAGCACUGAAUACCCUUAGGUGUUGGCACUUGCUGCUCAAGUGUUAAAGAACAUAUAAAGGUAUUGAAGGCUAUUCCUGUGUUGUGGAGCCAAAGCUAGAACCCCAUUCAUGGUAGGCAGGUAGUCAACAGAUCUGUGGCUUCAAUAUGUUUGGGAAAAGAGUACCUUUCUACUUGGCAUGAGAAGCAUCAAUCUAGCUUCAACUAGCAAGUGAAAAUUAUACCAUCCUACAGAGGAAGGAAUGUUGGCAUAACCUGUAAUAUAUUAUAACUUCAGUCCUAGGUUAAAGUAGCUCUGCUCUACAACUACAAUUAGGGACAUGAAAUCAUACAAGCCCACUAUAAGAUGUGAUCACAGACCACUUCCCUGAACGUUAAAGGAAGGGGAAGCUGUAGCAUUGUGCUUGUAUGACCACUGGUGAAAUGCAGGUGGUUGAUGCCUGAACUGCAGUUCACAAGCAGCAGUGCUGAAGUCGUCUUUCUCACUAGAUGCUUCUAUGGCUGGAGAAGCUUCCUUAGUGCUUCCAAGUGUGACAUGGGAGUUACCUAUCCAGAUGCUCUUGAAAACAGAUUCAAGAACACUCUAGUAAGCAAUCUGAUCCAGUGUUUUGUGCUAUUUGGUAACAGUACAUGUUGACUUAGACUUGGCUUUGCUGCUUUUUUCUUCUUAAAAUACUCCGUAUCACCGUCAAGAACGUCCUACAAACUUACUGGCAAAGUUGUUUAGUUUCCUUUAACUAAGACCAUUCACCUCAUUUUUGGAAAUCUGGUUGUAAAAGAUUGAACUGACAAAACAGUGGUGGCUGACUGGAUUAUAUGUAGUACUAGUGACUAGCUACGCUGAAUAGUUAGAUGCUCAAAUAAUUGCUCUUUCCCCCUCAUACUUAAAGACUGUGCUGAAUUUUCCAACAGUCCUAUUCAUGAAACCAGGGACCAAAACUGACAGAGCCCACUUGCAGCCCAUAGCUGUCUAGCUUUUCAACACAGGCUAGCUUUUCAAGAAGUUUUUGAUAAUGUAAAAUCAAAUCUAAAAUUCCCUGUGCUUGUUGAAUCACACGUAAAAGUUGAGUUACUCUUGGAAAUGGGGAAAGAAGGGCUAAAUGUAUAUGAAGUUCUAUUAUUUAGGUUUAGAUACGUAGUAAGGUGUUCUUUUUCUUUUCUCAAAUGUUCUUUUCUGAGAGAAGCUUCUUUCAGAAAUCAGAGUAAAUGCCCUAUCUUAUCCCUAAAAGACGAUCACACAAUCUGUAUCAUCUGCUGUGGAAAAAAAAAAGAAGCUGAAGAGGGAAAAGCUGCAUGCUUGAUGUCAAAGUAUUCCUAUUUCCAAACUGAGGACUUUAGAGUGUUAACCUCUGAGAUUGACAGGACAUCUGCACUGGACUCUGGGAUUUCACCUGGCCUUCAGUCCUUCAAGGCUAACUAGAGACCCUAAUUCUAGUGUAGUGUAACUGGUUCUGCUUCUGUGCAACCUGCAGUACUGGGAGGAAGACGCGGUCUGAGAUUAGCUGUGACUAAGCCACAGGGAUCUGGGCAUCGUUCCCAGCUCGUGAGUCUGCUCUGCAGCUGGGCUAGGUCCUGCAGGUAAGAGGAUGAGAUAUGGGUGUGCACCCAUUGCCCUGCCUGCUUUGCAGCUGGGAGAAAGCCAGUACACUCUGCUGCAUCCUCUAGCCCGGGUGAUCUAGGGACAGGGACUACAGCACACUGCAGAGUGCGGUUGCCUUGCGGCAUGCAUGCAGUUCAUGUUUAUUGCUGCUCCAGGAUAGCAGCAUGAAUCUUAGUGAAACGAGUGUUCUGUCAUGGGUUCUGCACAGCAGCAGGUUCAACUUCUUUAGCUCAUAAACUGAAUUGUCGCAGAGUGGAAAGCCACAAUUAAUUUUCUGCCCUGUCCAGUUCUUUUUAGCAUAGAGAGCAGAAAAUGGUUGAAGGUUAUUACAGGUGCAGUAAGAACACUUCAUAAAGCGUUUGUUGGUUUCUUUCUAAGAAUGUGCGAUGCCCUGUGGUAAAUGCAUUCUCAAGUGCUCCAUGCUAGUUUGUAUAGAAGAUGUUUCAAAGUCCUGUAGUCCGUGCCUUGUCUCACCCGACUCAUCAAAAGAAUGGUCUUGUCUACUUUAUGGUCUGGCUGUCUUGGAAAGGGCAGCAUGUGAGACCUAGCAAACGGCAUAGAUGGAAGAGAGAUGGGGUGAAAACUUUGACCUCUGAAAUGCGUGCGAUUUUUGUGCUUGGAAUCAAUGGAGCUACGAAUUCACUUGUGAUCUGUAUUCCUUGACACUGAAAAACGAUGAGCCAUUGGUAUACACUGUACAUUUCCUCCUGUCAUUUUAGUGUGCACGGCUCUUUGGUCACUCAUUGCCAUAUGAACGAUAAGUUGUAUUUGCCUUCUCCUAUUGCCAACUUGUUCCUGUGCACUGGGAGUUGCUGACCUCUUUCUUUGGUGUGAUUACACAAUUGGACACCUUAAUAAAACCUCAGAAUCUUUU